AUGAGAGAAGGAGAGAGCGGGGGCGAACAGUUGAGGAUGAAACAUGGUGAGGAAGAUGGUCAUGCCAUCGGAAGAGAUAAGGGGGAGAGCGUGGGUGGGUGUGUAUCCGGUGUUAAGGAGGGUUCUUCUCGAGAGGGGUUAGAAAAGUCAUCCAAGGUCUCUUUUCGAGAUAAAGUCAUUGGUGCAGAAAAGUCUAAGGCCUUUGCAUUAGUAGGGUCUUUAUCUGGAUAUGGUAUCGCGACGGUUACAGGUAAGCAGGGUGAUUCUCGUCCACCAAGUGUCAGUUUUACCAAGGAGGCAAAGAGUUGUCUGGCUGAACCUUAUAAGGAAGCCAUCGUGAUCAAGGUGCUGGAUAAGCAUUAUGGCUACACGGCUCUCAUGCAUAAGCUUCAGAUAGUAUGGCGCAUCAAAGGAGGGUUUGAUUUGUUGGAUGUGGGGUUUGGAUAUUUUUUGGUUAAAUUUGAUAUUGCUGCAGAUCGUGAGAAAGUCAUUCUUGGUGGCCCGUGGUUGAUAGACGGUCACUAUGUUGCAGUAAAGCCAUGGGAUGUGGAUUUUAGGCCAUGCAAAAAAUCUUUUGGAUCAAUGCUGGAACAAGCAAUGCUGCAAAUUGCUUCUGCAAUAGGGAUUUCGGUGAAAGUAGAUUUGGCCACUAAGCUUGCAGAAAGAGGAAAAUAUGCCCGAGCUUGUGUUCAAAUUAAUCUUGAGUUGCCUGUAAUUAAACAUAUUAUAGUGGAGGGUGUGACUUAUGAAGUGGAGUAUGAGAGUUUACAGUUGAUUUGUGCUACUUGUGCACGGUAUGGGCAUGAUAAAUCGUUGUGCAUGGAGAAGGAGUCCUUGGAAGGAAACGGAAAUUCCUUUGGUGAUGGAAAAAAUAAUGAAUCCCCGACACUAGUGCCACACAACAAUCAUGAGAUUCAAAAAGAGGCUAAAUCAGAAGCUCGUGAUUUAGGUGAGAAUCCUCGUAAUUUGUGUGAGAAAUUAGGAGUUGUUAAAGGGAAGGAUGUGGUUACAGAAUCAUUGGCUCUUCAUGUGCCUGAUGGUCAUGUUAAUGAGGCAUGCAUGGAUGAUGAAGAGGGCUGGCAACAAGUGCUGCGUAAUGAAAAAUUCACAAUGGGCCAGUCAUCAGGUUUGAAAGACCAAGAUGAAAAGCAGCACAAGUUUGAUUCGAGAAGGGUUCCAAGGCCCAAUUUGCAUGGUGAUGGAGGCAAAUCAAUUGGCAUUAGGAUGGGGAAGCGAGAAAAACAUGAAAUUGCGCCAUCUCCAUCGCGCAGAACUCCUGCACGUCGUGAAAUUUCUCUACGGAAGCGUCUUGGGCCUUCCUCCUUGCAGAACUCGCCAGUUGAUAAAAAUGAUGGCACAACGGAGAAAACCUUAGUAGAUGGAAGCAUGGCAGGUGCAGUGUCAGGGGGUCCGAAGGUGGCAAUUAUUGAGGAUCAGAGUGUGCCAGUACUGCAGGACAAACAACCUAUUGAGGGUAUUACUCUUGAGGUUCACUUUGAUAAUUUAAUUUGGAGGUGUAGUGGUAUUUAUGGCAGUCCUCAAUUUAAGAAAAGGGUUCUCCUUUGGGAUUAUCUUGUUGCACAAUCCAUGGUUUUUCAAGGACUUUGGAUUGUUCUUGGUGAUUUUAAUGAAGUCAAAUUUUCUCAUGAAUCUAAGGGCUGUCAAUUUUCUCAUCAAAGAGCAGACAUGUUUGCUACUUCAUUAGGGGAUAGUGGUUUGUUUGAUCUGAAGACUAUUGGGAGGCAAUUUUCUUGGUACAGGAGGGUGAAAAAUUAUGUUGACGUGGAAAAAAAGCUUGAUCGAGUCUGUAUAAAUAGUAGUUGGGUAUAUAUCUUUCCAGAAGCUUAUGCAGAAGUUUUAAAUAGGCUUCAGUCUGAUCAUUGCCCUAUUCUGGUGCGUUGUAAAGGUCGUCCUCAGCCUAAAGGGAGUCGACCUUUUCGAUUUGUUGCUGCUUGGGCUACUCAUCCUGGGUAUAGGGAUAUUGUGAACCAGUCAUGGUGGUCUGGUAAUAGAGGGAUUCAUGGCAAGCUUUCGGAAGUACAGAAGAAUUCACUAGAGUUUAACUCGAAGUGCAAGAAGAGCUCCUAUGGUUCCAAAAGUCCAGAGAGCAGUGGGUUAGGUUCGGGGAUAGGAAUACAAGAUUCUUUCAUAUUCAAACUCUUGCGCGAAGGAAGCAUAAUAAGAUUCAUGGCCUUUUUCUCAAGGAUGGAGUGGGAAACUGAUCCAGAGGUUCUGAGUCAAGAAGCAGAGUCUUUCUAUAAAAGCCUAUUCUGUCAUUUGGAUGAUGUUGAUUUGGGUUGCCUUGGUGAUGUGCCUCUUCCUUCUCUGAAUGAGGAAGCUUGCAAUAAUCUUACAGCACCAGUUACUAUGGAGGAAGUCAGAACAGCUGUUUUUCACAUGAACUCUUUUAAAGCUCCGGGUCCUGAUGGAUUUCAAGCUUUCUUCUUCAAAGAAUAUUGGGAGAUCAUUGGUCUUGAUGUUUGGAAGAUGGUUAAGCAGGCAUUCUCCGGUGUUACUCUUGAUCCGAGAAUGUUGGAGACUUUACUGGUUCUCAUUCCAAAGGUUGAAUUACCGGUAUCUAUGAAAGAUUUCAGGCCUAUUAGUCUCUGCAAUGUAGUUUACAAGAUCAUCACAAAGGUCCUUGUUAAUAGGCUUCGUCCUCAUCUUGCGGAGAUUGUUGGCCCGCUGCAAGGAGGAUUUAUUCCGGGACGAGGAACUCCUGACAACAUCAUUAUUGCUCAAGAAGUCCUCCACUUUAUGAAGAAGACUAAAUCAAAGAAAGGCACACUGGCCUUUAAGAUUGAUCUGGAGAAAGCUUAUGACAGAGUUGACCAGAGGUUUUUAGCUCAUACCCUUAAGAGCUUUGGUUUUCCUAUUCCUACACUUAAUUCGAUUAUGAAUUGUGUCACUGCUUCUUCUUUAUCUAUUUUUUGGAAUGGGAGUCGUCUGAAUGGCUUUACUCCUAGCCGAGGUCUUAGACAAGGAGACCCUUUGUCAGCCUAUCUUUUUGUGUUGUGUAUGGAGCGAUUGGCAUGCUUUAUUAGUCAUCAGGUUGAUUUGGACUUGUGGGAGCCGGUUGCUAUUUCUAGAGGGGGACCAAGAAUAUCCCACUUAAUGUAA
Arachis stenosperma is the source of this 3120-nucleotide messenger RNA. RefSeq lists its product as uncharacterized. NCBI's taxonomy places the organism in Eukaryota, Viridiplantae, Streptophyta, Magnoliopsida, Fabales, Fabaceae. The transcript has 4 exons. Bases 1 to 3120 code for a protein of 1039 amino acids. The record is from RefSeq and is a predicted model, not a curated record.